Molecule: messenger RNA, 693 nt
Organism: Myxocyprinus asiaticus (Chinese sucker)
Lineage: Eukaryota; Metazoa; Chordata; Actinopteri; Cypriniformes; Catostomidae
Product: small EDRK-rich factor 2-like
Exons: 3
Coding region: 150-332 (60 amino acids)
Source: RefSeq, a predicted model, not a curated record
CAUGACCUGUUCACUUGGAAACAGGCUGCCGUCUUCACAUACAUCUCUGUCGUAAAGCUUUCAAAGCGUUUCGGACCCACCAGCCAUCAUAAGUGCACUGGGUAACGCCAAAUUGAGCUUUGAGCUCGGGCGACGAAUAAAGAGCUGCCAUGACGAGGGGAAAUCAGCGUGAACUUGCCCGUCAAAAGAAUGCUAAGAAGCAAAAUGAACAUGGCAAAGGGAAGAGAAAUGAAGAUGGCCUCUCCUCAGCUGCUCGUAAGCAGAGAGAUGCUGAAAUCAUGCAGCAGAAGCAAAAAAAGGCAAAUGAGAAGACAGACAGUAAAGGCAAAUAACCAGAGGAGGAUGUUGUGACAAACAUGGCAUUCUGAAUUCUUGGCCUGCGAGUCUUUUUGUCAUGAGAGAAUAUCUGUCAUUCUGAACAUGUGGAGGCUUGGAUUCUUUAAUUUUUGUACCCCAAAGUCCAUAAUGUGCUUGUAAGGGCAAAUCACCAAUACAGUACAUAAUGAUUUGUGGUUAGUUUGUGUUCAGCUGUGGAGGAGACCGUUCUUUCAAAUAAUCAGCGCAAUCCCAAAUAGGGAUCUCAAAACAUCUGGACUGGCAUUGCAACCCUGUACUUUUGUAUCAAGUGCCCUUCUUAAUAAAGUGUACAUUUUAAUUCACAUGUAGCAAUUCAACUUUUAUUUCUAAAACAUG